GCUCAUAAGAUAGACAACACAUUAUACCCACUUUUGAAAUCCAACCAAUUGUCAGCGCUUGUUUAGAGAUCAAUCAGAAGUAGAGACUUGGUUAGCCCCAAGAACACUGUUUAACUUUUCUUGCGUUGAGUAAGAACACCUUAUCACAAGAUGGCCGACCAACUGACCGAAGAGCAGAUCGCCGAAUUCAAGGAGGGUAUUUAUUUUACGCUUUCUUUCAUUUCAGUGAUUUCCUGAUAGGAAGGUCGACUAUCAACACGAAAAUAUCUUCCGCAUGAUGAAAUUUUGUAAUAAUCGUAGCUACUAACAACUUACCACGUCAUUUCCAUAAUUUAUUUUCUCCACAACAACAGCCUUCUCCCUGUUCGAUAAGGAUGGUGAUGGAACCAUCACCACCAAGGAGCUGGGAACCGUUAUGCGGUCCCUGGGUCAAAACCCGACUGAGGCAGAGUUGCAGGAUAUGAUUAACGAGGUCGAUGCUGAUGGUAACGGAACUAUCGACUUCCCAGAGUUCCUGUCCCUGAUGGCUCGUAAGAUGAAAGAUACCGACACUGAGGAGGAGCUCAUCGAAGCAUUCAAGGUAGAGAUGUGAUGGAUUUCGAUUGUUUUUUGUUGCUCUGAUUUAAUAAAUUUCGUUGCAUGCUGACUACAAGAAAGCAAAAAAUAUUGUCUUUCAUUUCUCUUUCCGAUGAAGCGAUUUUGUUCUGCAUCAUUAUCUAGGUCUUCGAUCGUGAUGGAAACGGUUUCAUCUCCGCUGCGGAAUUGCGUCACGUUAUGACCAAUUUGGGUGAGAAGCUGACUGACGAGGAGGUCGAUGAGAUGAUCCGUGAGGCCGAUGUCGAUGGUGACGGUCAGAUCAACUACGAGGAGUUCGUGAAGAUGAUGAUGGCCAAGUAAAGGACUAGCCACCUCCUUCUUCUGAGAAAAUUGAUCAAACACUUGUUCUACAACAGUAGAAUCAAGUCAAGCGGGGGUAGAACUACAACAUGUGAAAUAAUCGUACUGGUUACUCUUACAACAACAAAGCGAGGUGAACUUGAACUGCUGCAAAAUGCAGCCUGAGAUCUUAACUUUUCAACAACAAAUAAUUCAUGACCACAACGACCAUUACUAGUACAACAAAAGAACAAGAAAAGUGAAUGUGAACUAGGAAGAACAAUCUCAUGAUAUAAAGAGCUGAAGAACCACUGUACCACCAGGACCAGAUGCCACCACUAAAUGUCGGCUCCGUUACACUAACUCACGAGCUUGCUGAGGCGGCAAUACCGAAGUAGCGAAGUUGUAAGAGCGAUGAACCAAAAGCUUCAAAUUGUAGGAGGUUGGAGGAAGCGAUACAACGACUUCAUGAGAAAAUUUCGAAAUAUCAUCAAAGACAUCUAGAAGUAAGCGACAAGUGCUUGUUCCCGUACCGCCUAUGUUGCGCUGCCUUCUCGACUAUGACCCACGGAAGGAGUUCGAGUUUUAGCACGUCGCAGUGCAUUUGAUGUCGGACGUGCGAUCUCUCUGGGAAAAAGCAGCAGGAGGUCCGUCUCUAGAGCUGUAGGAUGAAGAGGAAUCUCAAUUUUAUCCAUUGGGUGCGUGGAGGGGCAUGAGGAGCCUAUCAUGAUGGAACAUGGCGCUUUGGCCGAAGGACUAAUUUUUCAUCACUGUUCGCACCACAGAUACACAACUCGUCUGUCUCUUCAGGGGACAUGGCGAUCCAUCGUAAAUUGAUGAAAUGCACCAAAAACUGAUGCGGCACUGAAGUCCAAAUCCAUCACAUACAUAUUAUGAUGAUACUCUUGAAAGGCCCCGGGUUUUGAGCUACAGCU
Molecule: messenger RNA, 1811 nt
Organism: Amoebophrya sp. A25
Lineage: Eukaryota; Dinophyceae; Syndiniales; Amoebophryaceae
Source: the annotation of a GenBank genome assembly